Morus notabilis is the source of this 1300-nucleotide messenger RNA. Its product is annotated as BTB/POZ domain-containing protein At1g21780. The record is from RefSeq and is a predicted model, not a curated record. The transcript has 4 exons. Gene Ontology annotation, molecular function: protein binding. Bases 101 to 1081 code for a protein of 326 amino acids. Lineage: Eukaryota; Viridiplantae; Streptophyta; Magnoliopsida; Rosales; Moraceae.
UGCAGUUGCCAUUUUUCUACUUUCUCUCUUUUCCGUGGAAGCCAUAGCCAUAGGCGAGAGGUUCAAAGCUAGACUGGAGGUGAAAGACGACUACUGGGAUAUGGCCGAUUCUCGAGUGGAGACCAUCUCUCGCCUUGCCCAAUGGAGGAUCGAGAACUUCGGCCCUUGCUCUUACAAGAAAUCCGACCUUUUCAAGGUCGGUCUUUGGAACUGGCAUUUAUCGGUGGAGAAGAAUCGGUACAUGUACAUUCGUCUGUUUCCGGAGCCUUCUCGGGUAUCGAAAGAACACCCUCCGAUUGCUCGAUUUGUUCUCAGAGUCUCCAACACCGGAAGUGGUCGCAAACUCUACAUUUCUCCCGUUCACGAGAGGCUGCUUCGAACUUCUGAAGACUUUGUCUGGCCCGUCGAUUCCAACUUUGUUGGUCGAUUUAUCAUUGAUGUUGAGUUUCUGGAUCUGAAGACAUGCUCUGUAAAUGGUGGGGAAGCUAGUUCUAUAUGGCCUAUUGAUGGAGCAAUGCAGUCUAUAUCAACCAAGAGCACUCUUAGAUGCCUCUCUAGGAUGCUUGAUGAGUCGAUCCACGCUGAUGUCACCAUCCACUGUGCGGGUGGCACUCUAAGAGCUCACAAGGCAAUUUUGUCCGCGAGUUCUCCUGUGUUCCAGAGCAUGUUCCACCACAAUCUCAUGGAGAAAGAGUCCUCAACGAUCCACAUAGAAGACAUGUCAGUGGAUUCUUGCAUGGCCCUUCUCAGCCACAUGUAUGGCACCAUUAAACAAGAGGAUUUCUGGGAGCACCGAUUGGCGCUUCUCGGCGCAGCAAACAAGUAUGACAUUGCGGAUCUAAAAGAUGCUUGCGAGGAGAGCCUCAUGGAGGACAUCAAUUCGGGCAAUGUCCUGAAGAGGCUUGAGGACGCGUGGCUGUACCAGCUGAACAAGCUGAAGAAAGGAUGUUUGAUGUACUUGUUUGAAUUCAGCAAGAUAUACGAUGUUAGAGAGGAACUGAACGAAUUUGUUAGGCGGGCAGACAGGGAGCUUAUGAUGGAGAUGUUUCAAGAGGUGCUCACAGUUUGGAAGCCUGUUUAAGUUGCAAAUGGAGUUUCUAUGGUCAUUUACAAGGAUACAAGAAUGUAUAUAUAACUACUCACGACUUGUUUAAGGUUUGACAUGUCAGGAACUGAUGUGUGAAUGGUAAAAAGUACAUAUCGCUUGUAAUUGAAAUAAGUUUUAGGUUCAAGAGUCCUGUGUUUGAUGCUGAACGAACUUGCUAGCUUUUUGUAAUUGAGUAUCCAGUUCAUAUCCAUU